AUGGAUAGUACGCCUUUAGUACUUGAUAAUGGUUCCUAUGAAAUAAAAUUUGGAUUAUCGAACUCUGAAAGGCCGUAUAGGGCCUUGAAUGGCUUUGCUGUUGAUAAGUAUGGUUCAGCUUACUUAUCCAACCAAAUGAAAAAGAUUCAAGAAGUCUCUGAGGUCACUCUGAGACGACCACAUGAAUUGGGCCAAUUGACAUCAUGGGAAUUAGAAAGUUGUAUAUGGGAUUACUGUCUUUACAAUCCUGAUGAAUUUGAUGGGUUUGAAUUGGGGGGAAGUGGAAAGAAACAUCUGAUAGUUAGUGAACCAUGCAUGACUUUACCUGAGUUAAGCAAGAAUAUGGAUCAAGUGAUAUUCGAGGAAUACGAGUUCGAUAGUUUGUUCAAAGCGCCUACGGCAGGUUAUAUCCCGUUUGGCGUUCAAGCAGAUGAUCGCAAGGUUCUUCUUGAUACUAUAUCAGGGAAGAAAAAUGACGAUGAUAUGAUAGGUCAAUCAGAAAAUGUUACGAUAUCCACGGAUAAUUUGAAAGACGAUAAAAAAAAAUUCAGUAAUGACUAUCAAGAUUAUGAAUUAGUAAUAGACUCUGGAUUCAAUUGUACAUGGAUAAUACCGAUGAUUAAAGGAGUACCUUAUUACAAAGCGAUCAAGAAACUAGACAUAGGAGGAAGAUUUUUAACUGGGCUCCUUAAAGAGACACUAUCAUUUCGACAUUAUGACUUAAUGGAUGAGACUCUAUUGGUAAAUAAUAUAAAGGAGAAAUGUUUAUUUGUCAGCCCUACUUCGUAUUUUGAUAGUUUCAAAGCGAAAGAAGAAACCUCUGUUGAAUAUAUAUUACCAGAUAUAUCUAGUUCCUAUCUUGGCUAUACCAGAGAGAAUAAAUCGAAGCCGUUGCCAGAAGGUUCUCAAGUGGUAAAAUUAUAUGAUGAAUUAUUCUCAGUUCCAGAGACCUUUUUCCACCCAGAAAUUUCCAGAAUAUUAAAACCAGGUAUUGUUGAAACAAUCCUAGAAAGUUUGUCCAUGAUUCCUGAGAUAUUACGUCCGUUGUUGGUAGCAAACAUCGUUUGUACUGGAGGGAACUUUAACCUACCACAUUUUGCUGCUCGAUUAGCAGCAGAACUGCAAAGGCAACUACCAACAGAUUGGACAUGUAGGAUUUCUGUUCCUAAGAAGGAAUGCGAGCUGUUUAGUUGGAAAUCGAUGUGCCAGUUUGCUAAUACCGACUCGUACAAGAAAACAAGAAUCAGCAAAGAAGAGUACUAUGAACAUGGACCUGAUUGGUUAACGAAACAUAAGUUUGGGUACCAAAAUUGGCUAUAG
Molecule: messenger RNA, 1320 nt
Organism: Naumovozyma dairenensis CBS 421
Lineage: Eukaryota; Fungi; Ascomycota; Saccharomycetes; Saccharomycetales; Saccharomycetaceae
Gene: ARP6
Product: Arp6p
Exons: 1
Coding region: 1-1320 (439 amino acids)
Cellular component (GO): Swr1 complex
Molecular function (GO): nucleosome binding
Source: RefSeq, a predicted model, not a curated record